Anguilla anguilla (European eel) is the source of this 3754-nucleotide messenger RNA. RefSeq names its product protein kinase D1 (gene prkd1). Gene Ontology annotation, biological process: protein phosphorylation. The transcript has 19 exons. Gene Ontology annotation, molecular function: ATP binding; protein serine/threonine kinase activity. The record is from RefSeq and is a predicted model, not a curated record. The coding region runs from base 392 to 3052 and encodes 886 amino acids. Lineage: Eukaryota; Metazoa; Chordata; Actinopteri; Anguilliformes; Anguillidae.
UAGUCCAUGCUUUGCCCGGCUGUUUGUGGUCCACUGACAACACGCAUCACCCACCAGCCACGACUUUCCUCUGACCGACAGCAGCGAGGAGGCGGGCCGUGUUUAGAUCCUAACAUUUGAACAUAUCUGACGUCUUUGGCUCCAUCAUCGCCUCUCUCUCUGUUCAAACAACUCAUUGCUUUCCACUGUCUCUCGGCGCGUCCCCAGACGCAUUAUUCGGGAACGCUUUUUAAAUUUAUUUUACUCGAGGGCACGCGAUUUAAAGUUUGUCACUUCCAUCCGUGCUCACUACUGUAUUAAUAAUAUUACGUUUAAGAUAAAAAGCGAACUUCUCGCUAAAUCUGCUUCGUCGUUCUCCAGUUCCGCUUGUUUUGACAUCUGGGAUAUUCACAUGAGUGCGCCUCCGGUGAUCCGCCCGCCUAGCCCCCUCGCGGGGUCGCAAGGCAUCUCUUUCCAAAUUCAGAUUGGUUUGAGCCGAGAACCAGUCUUGCUGGAUUCCAGCGACCUUAGCCUGGCCCAUGUCCGGGAGAUGGCAUGCUCCAUCGUCGACCAGAAGUUCCCAGAGUGCGGCUUCUACGGGAUAUACGAUAAAAUCUUGCUUUUCCGGCAUGAUCCUGGCUCCAGCAACAUUCUGCAGCUGGUUAAAUGUGCCACAGACAUCCUCGAGGGGGAUCUGGUGGAAGUGGUUUUGUCCGCCUCUGCCACAGUGGAGGACUUUCAGAUCCGUCCCCAUGCACUGUUUGUGCAUUCAUACCGUGCCCCAGCCUUCUGUGACCACUGUGGGGAGAUGCUGUGGGGCCUGGUGAGGCAAGGUCUUAAAUGUGAAGGCUGUGGCCUAAACUACCACAAGCGCUGUGCCUUCAAAAUACCAAACAACUGCAGUGGCAUCCGCAAGAGAAGGCUGUCCAACGUCUCCAUGACUGGACUGACCACCACGCGCUCUGUGUCCACCGAGCCUUCACCUAGCACCUCAGAUGAAACCUUACUGUGUCCAGUCAGCCCCAGCAUGGAGCAGAAGGCCCAAUCCGACACCUUCCCAGGGCGAGAGAAACGGUCAAACUCCCAGUCCUACAUUGGGCGCCCCAUCGAGCUAGACAAGAUUCUACUGUCCAAAGUGAAGGUUCCUCACACCUUCGUCAUCCACUCCUACACCCGUCCCACUGUUUGCCAGUAUUGCAAGAAACUGCUGAAGGGCCUGUUCCGCCAGGGUUUGCAGUGCAAAGAUUGCAAGUUUAACUGCCACAAACGCUGUGCCCCCAAAGUUCCUAACAACUGCCUGGGAGAAGUAGCUAUCAAUGGAGAUCUGCUGAGCCCGGGUGCCGAGUCCGAUGUGGUGAUAGAGGAGGGGAGUGACGACAAUGACUGUGAGAAGAACAACGCUCUCAUUGAUGACAUGGAUGAGUCCAUGGCUCCUGAAUCUGCCCUCGCACUGGGGAUGGGACAAGGCGACAUUGGGUAUCUUCAGGACCCUGACACAGAGGACUCCAGCAGGACGAUCAGCCCGUCGACCAGCAACAACAUUCCCCUGAUGCGAGUAGUACAGUCUGUGAAAUACAUCAAGAGGAAAAGCAGUAAUGUUAUGAAGGAGGGCUGGCUGGUGCACUUUACCAGUAAGGACACACUGCGGAAGAGGCACUAUUGGAGGCUGGACAGCAAAGCCAUCACUCUGUACCAAAAUGAUACAGGAAGCAAAUACUACAAGGAAAUCCCACUAUCUGAGGUGCUGUCCCUGGAGCCAGCUAAUACCGUGGACCUCAUGCCAGAGGGGGCCAACCCACACUGCUUCGAGAUCAGCACAGCUGGUGUGGUGUACUACGUCGGAGAGAACUUGCUGAAUGUGGUUGGUGGCAUGCCAACGAACAGCAGUGUGCUGGUCAGCGGCGUGGGUCUGGAUGUGGCCCGUAUGUGGGAGAUGGCUAUCCAGCACGCCCUCAUGCCGGUCAUCUCCAAGGGCCUCUCACACGGGGCCCAUCACAGCCAUCACAAAGAUGUUUCUGUCAGCAUUUCCGUGUCCAACUGCCAAAUUCAGGAGAAUGUGGACAUCAGCUCAGUUUAUCAGAUAUUCCCAGAUGAAGUUCUUGGUUCUGGUCAAUUUGGAAUAGUUUAUGGAGGAAAGCACAGAAAAACAGGGCGUGAUGUAGCUAUCAAGAUCAUAGACAAACUACGAUUCCCUACCAAGCAGGAGAGCCAGCUGCGCAAUGAAGUGGCCAUCCUACAGAACCUCCACCACCCUGGGGUUGUAAACCUUGAGUGCAUGUUUGAGACGCCUGAGCGAGUCUUUGUUGUAAUGGAAAAACUCCAUGGGGACAUGCUGGAGAUGAUCCUGUCAAGUGAGAAAGGAAGACUGCCAGAACGAAUCACAAAGUUCCUUGUCACCCAGAUUCUUGUGGCACUCCGCCACCUCCACUUCAAGAACAUUGUACACUGUGACCUCAAACCUGAGAAUGUCUUAUUGGCAUCAGCUGAUCCUUUUCCACAAGUGAAGCUGUGUGAUUUUGGCUUUGCUCGCAUCAUUGGUGAGAAGUCUUUUCGACGGUCAGUAGUUGGAACCCCAGCCUACCUGGCCCCAGAGGUCCUGCGGAAUAAGGGCUAUAACCGCUCACUGGACAUGUGGUCCGUGGGCGUCAUAGUCUAUGUUAGCCUGAGCGGGACUUUUCCCUUCAAUGAAGAUGAAGACAUCCAUGACCAGAUCCAUAAUGCUGCCUUCAUGUACCCACCCAAUCCCUGGAAGAAGGUCUCCCAGGAAGCAAUUGACCUCAUUAACAACUUGCUUCAAGUCAAGAUGAGGAAACGGUACAGUGUGGACAAGUCCCUCAGCCAUCCCUGGCUACAGGACUACCAGAUGUGGCUGGACCUGCGAGGUCUGGAGUGUAAAAUGAGUGAGCGUUACAUCACGCACGAGAGCGACGACACACGCUGGGAACACUUCGCCGAGCAACAUGAUCUGCAGUACCCCGCCCACCUGGUCAACCCCCAUGCUGAUGUCAGUGAGGGGGUGGAGCCCAAGGAAGCAGAGAUGAGGAUGCUCAGCGACAGAAUCCAUAUCCUGUAAAAGUGAUACCACCCCUUUUGGACUGUCUGACUCUGCCUUCUGGAACUGUUACCCCACCUCCUUAGGUCAGUUUGUUUCUACCCACCAAGUAAGGGCGGUGGUCCAAAACUACCAUCUGCAAAUGGAUGACUUGCUGUAGGAUUGUCUGUCCCUGCCUUCUGAGUCAGAGAGGACAAACCCCACCCUCGAUCUGCCCUACUGAGGAUGGGCUUACACAUCACAAGAAGGCUAGCUCUGCAGUGACCUUCUAAGCACCCAGUAAAAGUUUGUUUCUGGACACUGCAUAUCCUGAUGGCACAAGUUUUCUCAAUGCUCAACUGUGUAAAAUGCAGGAGAGAUGGCUUUCCCUGAGGCUCUAAGCCUGUGACUUAUGUGUCAGACAAAUGCACCAGCACAAAUGGUAACUGGGUGGUAUUAGGCCCAAUGCCUGGUGCUCAUAGGUCUCAAUUUCACUUCUACUGUGCUACCCACCCCCAUCUCUCUCUUUGUGUCUCUCUCUCUGAGAGAUUGGACAUCUGGGCCUUUGGUAUUUGGCCUUGUCAGAAAUAGCAGAAUGUGUGUGCUGUUCAGAGGGCUGCCUGUGCUCCCUCUACUGCUGCCAUUGCUGUCUUGUUCUCUCAUGCUUUCUUCAUGGAAUGUAAACAAUGGAAAUAAAAUAAUGUAUCUUUAAGUGUGAUAUAAUUAAGAAUCACUUGUAACGUA